Molecule: messenger RNA, 2762 nt
Organism: Suncus etruscus (white-toothed pygmy shrew)
Lineage: Eukaryota; Metazoa; Chordata; Mammalia; Eulipotyphla; Soricidae
Gene: BIVM
Product: basic, immunoglobulin-like variable motif containing
Exons: 10
Coding region: 504-2015 (503 amino acids)
Biological process (GO): nucleotide-excision repair
Cellular component (GO): nucleus
Molecular function (GO): single-stranded DNA binding; DNA endonuclease activity
Source: RefSeq, a predicted model, not a curated record
CCUGCCUGGUGUCUAUCUCCACUCCACGAUCGAUUAAUUCAGCCCGGCUUCCAGGGAGCUCGCCUGCCUGCCUGCCUGCCAGUUCUGCACUCCAGAUGCCCCAGAUUUGGAGAGGGGCGCACGGCUUUGGGGGAGCUCCGGGCCGCUGGUGCCGUUGGCAAGCCUUCACCCCCGGGGCUGCCAGGGGUUGCCCAUGAGCACAGAAGCUCCGCAGCCGGGUGCAGCCGUCCCUGACGCUGUCCCCGAUGGGACGACGGUCGCCGGCCCCAGGGUGACCAGAGGCGCGUCCCGGGCCUCGCCUCGCAGCCUCUGAUCCGGAUCCCCGGGGUGCUGGUGGGAUCUGCUGCAGCAGCCUUGCAGCUACCCGACCCGGAGAGCUUAGCCGGAGAGGCGGCGGCCCUUUCUCUUGUAGAAUGCUGUAAACAGCGUGCCCAGUUGUUUGCCAGACAAGAGCCUCAGUUUCUCCUUCCUCCCUGGAGAACUUGGACCCUUCCUCCCAUUCAAUGCCUAACGUUGCUGAGCCAGAACUAGCAAGCGCUUGUGGCCAUGGAGAGCACCAUGCUGAGAGUCCAUCUCCUGGAGACAGUCUCCCCGGUGCCCUGCAGUCUUUCUGUUCGCGUGCCUCCGGAGCACCUUUGGGUGCUAAAGGAGAUGGGCACUAUCCUUGGAGCUGUCCAGUGACCCACACGCGGGAGAAGAUCUACGCCAUCUGCUCGGACUAUGCGUUUCUCAACCAGGCCACCUCAAUCUCCAAGACCCCCAACUCCAGCCACUCUUCCUGCCUCCCCGAAAGUACCUCGCUCUCAGCUGCAAAGAAUGCGACCCGCUACCUGGGCCUGGCCACGGCGCCGGCAGAGAUCAUGCACAACGAAGAGAACAGCCUGGAAACCGUAUCCAGCAGCUUGGGCAAGCUACCUCUGGCGUGGGAGAUUGAUAAAUCGGAAUUUGAUGCUGUGACCACAAAUCUGAAACACAAAUCAGGUAAUGCCAAGAAACAGAUUUCCAAGAAAAAGACCUCAGAUAAGAAGGGGAGACACCCCAGAGACUGGCCCCAGCAUUCUCCUGUGGAAGAUAUUAAGCAGCGGAAAGUUUUUGACCUCAGGCGAUGGUAUUGCAUAAGCCGACCACAGUAUAAGACAUCUUGUGGCAUUUCCUCACUGAUCUCCUGCUGGAAUUUCUUGUAUAGCACAAUGGGAACAGGAAACCUUCCACCUAUUACUCAAGAAGAAGCUUUGCAUAUUUUGGGCUUUCAACCCCCGUUUGAAGAUAUUCGCUUCGGUCCUUUCACAGGAAACACGACACUGAUGAGGUGGUUCAGGCAGAUCAAUGACCACUUCCACGUCAAAGGAUGCUCUUAUGUUCUUUACAAGCCUCAUGGGAAGAACAAAACAGCUGGAGAAACCGCUUCAGGUGCCUUGUCCAAGUUAACGCAUGGGCUGAAAGAGGAAUCCCUGGCUUAUAUAUAUCAUUGCCAAAACCAUUAUUUCUGCCCGAUUGGCUUUGAAGCAACACCCGUUAAGGCAAAUAAAGCUUUCAGCAGGGGACCCCUCUCAUCACAGGAAGUCGAAUAUUGGAUCCUAAUUGGAGAAUCUAGUCGGAAACAUCCUGCUAUUCACUGUAAAAAAUGGGCAGAUAUUGUUACUGAUCUAAACACCCAGAAUCCAGAAUAUCUAGAUAUCCGGCACUUAGAACGGGGGCUACAGUACCGAAAAACGAAGAAGGUUGGUGGAAAUUUGCAUUGCCUCAUAGCGUUCCAGAAACUUCACUGGCAAAGAUUCGGCAUUUGGAAUUUUCCAUUUGGAACCAUAAGACCAGAGUCACAGCCUUCAUCACAUGGCCAGGGAAUCGCCAAAUCAGAGAGUGAGGACAACAUCUCCAAGAAGCAGCAUGGGCGACUGGGCCGAUCUUUCAGCGCAAGUUUUCAUCAGGACUCAGCAUGGAGGAAGAUGUCCAGCAUCCACGAGAGGAGGAAUAGUGCUUACCAGGGUUACAGUGACUAUGACGGGAAUGACUGAGCUGCUGGGUAUUGAACAGAUAGAUGACUUGAGUUGCUGGGUUUAGAGCAGCUGUUGUCUUAUCCACAGAAAUGGUUCUUCUCGGAAUUGUGCUAAGACAAUAGGAGAAUUUACUAAGUUUACUAAAUAGGAACAGAUCGAGCAGUACAACUAUAACCUUGUAGUUCUCCAGUGAAUAAGCUUGUAUAGGAUGAUGGUGAUGUGAUUACAGAUAUACAAGCAGAUAAGCACAGAUUAUCGUCCUUUUAAAGUUUUGAGUUAUGUAGAUUUUCUGGACAGUUUCGCAAAAUCCAGUAAGUGAUAGAUCAGCAAAUCUUAACAGUUUCAUUUACUAGCGUUGCGAUUUGAAAAACUGAAGCAUGAUUUCCCAUGACUUGAUGCCCAUUUGUUGCCUAGAUUUCAUUCGUAAGCUCCACAUGUAAGGCACCAUCUGCCUUCUUCAGCAAAUGGGGCUGUCAUUUUCUCUCAUGGUGAAAGUUCAUUUAAAAUGGUUUUGUGAGUCUACUCAUUGUUUUCCUGGUGGCAGUUUCUUGCCUGCCUCAUGGUAUUCUGGUUAACUCUUUCAGGAUGGUUGGUCAAGAGACAGAAGAGAAAGAGUCCAGAAAUGAAUCUUUUCUAGUGGUGCAAAUGGAUGUUUUAGAAACACUUAGUCAAACUGUUUUUUGAUUUUCUUGACUUCGGAUGCUACGAUUAGGUUGUGGCAAGAACUUGAGGACCUCAAAAGACUUGCCAAGCUUAGAAUGCAUU